This is a messenger RNA of Achroia grisella, 1050 nucleotides long. RefSeq names its product protein cappuccino (gene CPR54). Gene Ontology annotation, molecular function: structural constituent of chitin-based larval cuticle. Lineage: Eukaryota; Metazoa; Arthropoda; Insecta; Lepidoptera; Pyralidae. The coding region runs from base 37 to 966 and encodes 309 amino acids. The record is from RefSeq and is a predicted model, not a curated record. The transcript is spliced from 6 exons. Gene Ontology annotation, cellular component: chitin-based extracellular matrix.
CAGCCUACGUCCGCGACGCGCCUCCGACUUGACAACAUGGCGGCACUAGCGCGAUUGUUUCUGGUGGGUUUCCUCGCGUGUGCGUACGGGCAGUAUGCUGAGGAGCGUGCCCCCCGGUACAUAGCUUCAGAGUCCAAACCUACAGUAGCGCCUCCAGUUGCGAUCCUCAAACAGAUCAACAGGCACAAUGAGGAUGGAUCAUACACUUAUGGAUACGAAGCCGCCGAUGGAUCGUUCAAAAUCGAAACUAAAUCCCCUACUGGGGAGGUGAAAGGCAAAUAUGGGUACAAGGAUGAUACCGGCAAGCUGCGUGUAAUCGAGUAUGGAGCCAACAAGUAUGGUUUCCAGCCAGCAGGUGAAGGUAUCACUGUGGCGCCGCCUACGCUUGUAGACGAGUCGACCAGGCAAGAAGGCCUGAGGGCUACCAAGUCACAAGGUGGACGUGCGCCAGUUCAGCAGCAAUACGACUACGACUAUGAUGAGCCCGCGGCGCCGGCCCCACGGCCGGAGCCCCGUGAGAGGCCCUCGUACCGCGCCCCACCCCCGCCUCCGCCGCAGCCACAGCCCCGGCCGCAGCCCAAACAGCAGUACCGGCCCGCCCCACCCCCGCCUCAACCCCAGUACAGGCCUGCGCCCCAAUCAGCCCCAACUCCGCCUAAGCCGACAUUCUUCAGCGGCGCAGCACCAGCACCUGUACCAGUUCAGGACAACUUCUUCAGCCCCUCUCCUCAACCAGCCAGGCAGUUCAAACAGCAGGACUUCAGGCCAGCUCCGCAAUUUGCCCCCAAACCCCAAAUAGAAUACCAGGACUACGAACAGCCACAGCCCCGGUUCCCUUCUGUGAACCAGUUCAGUCAGCAAAGGAACUCUCAGCCCUUCUCCAUGCUGGAUCAGCUGCUGAAGGAGUAUUCUCUGCCUCAAGGUGGGGCUGCGCCAUUACACGAUAUCACCUUCGGAUCCUACUAAUUUAAGAGAGCCAUCUCACUUUUGUAAAUAAUUAGAAUAUAUUUUUUUAUAUUACAAACAAAACUAUUAGAUGUUAUAAUAUUC